ACACCCAACCAGCUUUGACAGCUCACUGAAAAUCACUCCGGCCCGUACGCGAAGCAUUGCGGGGUGGCAGUUUUUAACUGCAAUUCGAUAAGAAAUCCCUUUUCCAACACAUAACCGGCUCAACUGCAAUGUGCAAGGCAACUUACUACAUCGUUAUUUAUUGUUAAUGUCGAUUCCGUGUCGCCUGGACUGGGUGUGAUCAUUACAAUCCUUGCCUUGGCAGCCUCUCAGCCCGAAGCAAGCAGCAUUGAUUAGCAAGCAACAACAGGGAAUAAUAAAAAAAAACACACGCGACAACGUUCCACAUUAUCGGUUCGCAAAACUUUCUCCUGAAGUCGUCCGGUGUGUAGAGCUUACCGCUUAGCGCUUUCGGUGGAACGAGUCAGUGGAAGAGAUCAUGACACAUAUGCAUCUGCGUGCAACCGGUAAAUAGAAUCCUUCACCUAAUUAGGCGUUUUGCAACGGACAACAUUUCCCCCCCCGAAGGGUAGUGACACAUGUAGAUAUAGGUGAAGCGAUUCUUCGUGAGUGACCUCAAAAGUGCAUUAGCUAGUUGUGUAAGACGUACCGCCAGAUUUUCGAUCAUCCUCGGUCAAGGAACGCGUGGUGUGUCCGCUCCGGAACCCGGAACAUCGUUUUGUGAAUAGUUAUGAGCGUGCGAGGCAACAAACAUCGAAGGAAGCUUGUGGCCCGGUUGUAAAACAUCCCGAAACCAGUUAUUAUCGAUCGCGGUAGCUAGAGGAUCAUUAGCAUACUGACGGAUUCCACGCAACAAACACACCAAAAUGAUGCAAAGGAAUUCAACGUUCGAAGACAAAUGGCCCAGUAUGCGGCCGGUUGUUUUAAGCCUGCUGAAGCAGGAACGUGUCACACCGUCAGAAUGGCAAGAGCUGUUUUUUGCCGUACAUCUCGUAUGCCUUUGGGACGAUAAGGGCCCGCUGAAGAUACACGAGAGCCUGCAGCAAGAUAUCGUAGCGUACAUCAAGCAGGCACAGUGCCGCGUACUGGCCCAACGCGAAGAGCAAGCCCUGCUGAAAGCGUACAUCGUCGAGUGGCGCAAAUUCUUCACGCAAAGCAAUUACCUGCCGUUGCCGUUUGCGAAGCUGGAAAGCUGUCUGCAGAGUAAAGGCAGCAGCUCGUCGUCGGUUUCGUCGUCCGGGGCCGGUGCAUCCUCCUCGUCGUCGUCUGCCGCGGCAACGGGCGGUGGUGCUGGUAGCAGCCAUAACUCCGCAGCUUGUGCAUCGGCCGGCACUAGCUCCGGCGGCGGCGGCAGCAGCAGCAGCAGUAGUUCCUCCAAGAAACCGAUCCACGCCGAAGACUCGAUCGUGCGCAAGCUGAUGCUGGAUUCGUGGAACCAGAGCAUCUUCAUGAACAUUAAGCACCGGUUACAGGAGUCGGCGAUGAAGCUGGUGCACGCGGAGCGGAACGGGGAAGCGUUUGAUUCGCAGCUCGUGAUCGGUGUGCGCGAAAGCUACGUCAAUCUGUGCUCCAACACGGAGGAUAAGCUGGAGAUCUAUAGGGAAAACUUUGAGGCGGCCUAUCUGCAUGCCACUUCUUCCUUUUACCGGCUCAAGGCAAGCGAGCAGCUGCAAACGAACGGUGUGAAAAGCUUCAUGGAGUAUGCGGAUGCGAAGCUGCGCGAGGAGGAAGCCCGGGGCGAACGGUAUCUCGAGCCGGGCAGCAUCAUUGCGCUCGGGCAGUGCUGCGUGACGGUGCUAAUAGGUGACCAUCUGCCCACGCUGCUGGCCGAGUGUGCCCCGCUGAUCGAGGCACGGGAAACGCAGCGUUUGCAGCUAAUGUUUCGCCUACUGGACCGGGUGGCCGGUGGUGUGGAUCCGAUGUUACGUGAUCUGGAAAACCACAUCGUACAGGCGGGGCUGGCCGACAUGGUUGCGGCGGCCGAUAUCAUUACGCAGGAUUCGGAAAAGUACGUCGAACGGUUGCUGAAGCUGUUCCGUCGGUUUAGCGAUCUGGUGAAGGAAGCGUUCAACGACGAUCCGCGGUUUUUGACGGCCCGUGACAAAGCGUUCAAAACGGUCGUGAAUGACAUAACGCUGUUCAAGCUGGAGCUGCCCACCUCGAACACGGCGAUGGCCCGCGGCAUUAAGAUAUCGACGCCCGAGUCAAAGUGUCCCGAGCUGCUGGCUAACUACUGUGAUAUGCUGCUACGGCGGACACCGUUCAGUAAGCGGCUCACCACCGAAGAGAUUGAAUCUCGUCUCAAGGACGUACUGCUGGUGCUCAAGUAUGUAAGCAAUAAGGAUGUCUUUAUGCGGUACCAUAAGGCUCACCUAACGCGCAGGCUCAUCCUCGAUUCUAGCGCCGACAGCGAAAAGGAGGAAGAUAUGGUAGAAUGGUUACGGGAAGUCGGUAUGCCAGCGGACUACGUGAAUAAAUUGGCUCGAAUGUUUCAAGAUAUUAAGGUUAGUGAAGACUUGAAUACUCAGUUCCGCUCGCAAACGACGCGCCACGAUGCAAUCAACAUAAAGAUUUUGAAUGCCGGUGCCUGGGCACGCGGUUCCGAGCGCGUGUCGGUCAGCUUACCGCUCGAGCUUGAAGACUACAUUCCGGAGGUUGAGGAGUUCUACAAGAAGAAACAUUCGGGCCGCAAACUCCAGUGGUACCAUCACAUGAGCAAUGGCACCAUCACGUUCGCCAACAACACGGGCCGGUUCGAUCUGGACGUGACCACAUUCCAGAUGGCGGUACUGUUCGCGUGGAACCAGCGCCCUAACGAGCGCGUUUCGUACGAAAAUCUACGCCUCGCCACCGAACUGCCCGAUCCGGAGCUGCGCCGUACGCUCUGGUCGUUGGUGGCGUUCCCGAAGCUAAAGCGCCAGCUGCUGGUGUACGAACCGGCCAUAAGCAAUCCGAAGGAUUUCACCGAAAACACUCUGUUCUGGGUGAAUCAGGAGUUUGCAAUCAUCAAAAACGGUAAGCCGCAGCGUCGAGGUAAGGUGAAUCUCGUGGGCCGGUUGCAGCUCAGCACCGAACGGUCCCAGCAGGAGGACAAUCAGUCGAUAGUGCAGCUGCGAAUAUUGCGCACCCAGGAAGCAAUUAUCAAGAUCAUGAAGAUGCGCAAACGGUUAAGCAACGCCGCGCUACAGGCUGAGCUGGUUGAUAUACUUAAAAACAUGUUCCUGCCAUCGAAGAAAAUGAUCAAGGAGCAGCUGGAAUGGUUGAUAGAGCAUAAAUACAUGCGGAGAGAUGACGACGAUAUAAAUACCUUCAUUUACAUGGCGUAGAGGGUCUUCAAACUGGGGUGUUUGGUAGAUAAGGCAGAGGGGAGCGAAGAAUGGCAAUGAUGGCAGCAAUUUCAUUUAAGGACGGAUACAUACACACAUCCAUACGUACAGGAUCAAAGCUUAUUCAACACAACACGGCCCCUUCACUACUGGGACUGAUCGCGUUGCGCUGCAGCGACGCUUUUUACAAACGAAGACAAUUUGUUGUUGAUCUAUUUCUUACCGAGGUGUACACUCUCACCCUACUGAGCGGAGGUGAGCAAUGCGCACGCCGACCUCCGACCUGAUGUGCGUGCUGAACGGAUAGUAAUAAAAAAAAAACUAGCAUCGGGUUGUAAUCAUA
Molecule: messenger RNA, 3588 nt
Organism: Anopheles stephensi (Asian malaria mosquito)
Lineage: Eukaryota; Metazoa; Arthropoda; Insecta; Diptera; Culicidae
Gene: Cul5
Product: cullin-5
Exons: 5
Coding region: 786-3245 (819 amino acids)
Biological process (GO): SCF-dependent proteasomal ubiquitin-dependent protein catabolic process; protein ubiquitination
Cellular component (GO): SCF ubiquitin ligase complex; Cul5-RING ubiquitin ligase complex
Molecular function (GO): ubiquitin protein ligase binding
Source: RefSeq, a predicted model, not a curated record